Plectropomus leopardus (leopard coralgrouper) is the source of this 1274-nucleotide messenger RNA. Lineage: Eukaryota; Metazoa; Chordata; Actinopteri; Perciformes; Serranidae. The record is from RefSeq and is a predicted model, not a curated record.
GUCUGGAGGGCGAGGCGGCGCCGGUGCUGCAGGUGAUGCGUCGGUACAUCCGGACGUUUUUCGGCUGCGAGGACUGCGGUCGACACUUCGAGCAGGCGGCGGCCGCCAGCAUGGACCGAGUCCAGAACCGAGAGGAGCAGAUCCUCUGGCUCUGGAACCAGCACAACGCCGUCAACUACAGACUGGCCGGCUCCCUGAGUGAUGACCCCCUCUUCCCUAAAGCUCCGUGGCCGAGCCCCGCCCUCUGCGCCUCCUGCCACGAGGAGAAAAACGGCGUCCACGUCUGGAACCAAGACAAAGUCCUCCUCUUCCUCAGACAGCACUACGGAGCCUCCAACAUUUCCCCAAAAUACUCCUUGACUCCCCCUCGACUCCCUGCACCUCCUCCCGAUCCUGAUCCUGCACAGACCCGCCUGCCUCAGGAGGAACACCGAGGAGGAGAGAGGAGGGAGUCAGAAAAGAAACCCGAGGAGCAGCCGGAGCCUCGACCGGGACAGCCGGCUGUGAGGGGGGAGGAGAAGGAGGAGACGCUGAGUGUGAGGGGAAGAGGAGCAGGAGGGGCAGGAGGAGCAGGAGGAGGAGCAGGAGUGUGGAUCCUGGGUCUGGGGUUCAACAGCGUGGACAUGAGUCUGUGUGUGGUGCUCUACGUCUGCUCCUGCCUCUUCAUCAUGCUCCUCUUCUUCUUCUUCAAAGUCCGCUCCAGGAGGUGGAAGCUCCGCUACGCCCGCCUCCACGUUUAACCAGGACCAGUCUGACCUGGACCAGACCGACCUGGACCAGUCAAACCUGGACCAGUCAAACCAGGACUAUGUUUGACCUGGACCAGACUGACCUGUACCAGACUGACCUGUACCAGGCUGACCUGGACCAGUCAAACCAGGACCAGUCUGACCUGAACCAGACUGACCUGGACCAGUCUGACCAAGACCAGUCUGACCUGGACUAGUAAUACCAGAAACAGACGGACCUUGACCAGUCUGACCAAGACCAGAUUAACCAGAACCAGACUGACCUGGGCCAGUUUAACCAGAGCCAGUCUGACCCGGACUAGUCUGUCUGACCUGGACCAGUCUGUCUGACCUGGACCAGUCUGUCUGACCUGGACCAGUUAAACCAGGACCAGUUAAACCAGAACCAUUUAACCCAGGACCGGACUGGUCCUGUGGGGGGCCACAGGUGUGUCUCUCUCACCUGUCAGUUAGGGGAUCUGAUGUAUUUAUAGAAUAAAUUUUAAAUUGCACCAUGUGACCAGGUGACCAGGUGACCAGGUGACC